This is a messenger RNA of Aspergillus pseudoviridinutans, 1533 nucleotides long. RefSeq lists its product as uncharacterized. The transcript is spliced from 2 exons. Lineage: Eukaryota; Fungi; Ascomycota; Eurotiomycetes; Eurotiales; Aspergillaceae. Bases 1 to 1533 code for a protein of 510 amino acids. The record is from RefSeq and is a predicted model, not a curated record. Gene Ontology annotation, cellular component: periplasmic space. Gene Ontology annotation, molecular function: lyase activity.
AUGCUUCUUAAUCUGUCUUUCCUUAUUCCCUUGCUUCCUCUUGCCUCCAGCUUCGUCCACCCUGGACUUCUCGUCUCGGACGGCGACAUCACUCGCGCGCAGCAAAAAAUCAAAGCGAAUGCGGAACCAUGGACAACCUCCUGGAACGUCCUGACCGGUCUCCGGUUUUCUGAAGCCAGCUACACCCCUUCCCCGGUCAGCGUUGUCUACCGGAGUGCCUGGGACGGCAACGCCGAAAACGCGGAGAACCUGUGGCACGACGUCGCAGCCGCAUUCAAUCUCGCCCUACGCUGGAAGAUCUCCUCUAACACUAGCUUCGCCGAUGCGGCUAGCAACAUCCUCCAUGCCUGGGCCAGCACGCUAACUGCCCUCGGCGGCGGCGAUGACAAGUACCUGACAGCUGGACUGCAGGGGUACGAGCUUGCCAACGCCGCCGAGCUUCUCCGGGACUACGAGCCUUUCGCCAAAAAUGUCCUUCCUUCUGUGAUCGAUAUGGCUAAUAAGAUCUUCAUUCCGAUGCACUACAAGUGGCUGCGGCAUGAGGAGCCAUCUGAGCAUAAUAUCCUGCACUUCUUUGCAAACUGGGAGCUGUGCAAUAUCGCCUCGGCGAUGGCCAUGGGUGUUCUGACGGAGAACCAGACGGUGUGGGACUUCGCGGUGGAUUAUUUCAAGCACGGGGAUGGCAACGGCGCCAUCAAUAAUGCUAUCUCUGAUAUUGUCGAAGAGCCCGGGACAGGGAAGCCUCUAGGCCAGGGCCAGGAGUCCGGUCGCGACCAGGGCCACUCAGCGUUGGAUUUUCAGUUACUUGCGGUGAUUGGGCAGCAGGCCUGGAACCAGGGAGAGGAUCUGUUUGGGUUCAAUGACAGUCUCAUUCUGAAAGGAACAGAGUACUUUGCGCGGUAUAAUCUCGGCCACGACGUCCCGUUCGUUCCGUACACCAACGGCAUCGUCAACUUCAAGGAAAUCAGCAGUGCGUCUCGCGGCGCGAUGCGGCCUACCUGGGAGCUGCUGCAUAGCCACUACGUGAUGAUCAAGGGAAUGGAUGCACCCUGGACGACACUGUUCCUCAACGAGUCUUUGAACUAUUAUAAGGGUGCAGAGGGCGGCGCAGGGUCCUGGGGCGAGGGAUCGGGCCAUUAUGAUGGACUCGGCUGGGGAUCGUUGCUACAUCGCUUGGAUGAGUCGGACGUCGCGGCUGCAAGUUCUAGUGCAAGCACACCGACUGCUUCUCCGCUGUCUGGCAAACCGACCUUAAUGGCGCUAGCGCAGAGUACGCCUGGUUCGAGUCUUACCGCCGUACCCUCUGGCGCAAAGGCAACCACGGCAUCAGCCGCGUCUACGAGUGUCGCUGGAAGCAGUAUUCCUUCUGUGCCUCAGUCCUCUCCUUCGACCUCUUCUCACCCAACGGGUACUCCUGCAGCUUCUGCAGACCUCCAGCCAAGCUUGCGUCCCACCGGAGCCGGCCAGAAGCCCGGUCAUCAAGGACACAAACAUGGACACAAGCAUGGGAAAUGUCGUGCGCAUUACAACUAG